CAUCAGUUAGGUUAUUUGUAAGCAGGCAGGAAUCUUUCUGAGAUCCUAAUGAGAGGCGCAGCCAUCCUGCAGGGUCAUAAAGACUCAUUGGUUAACAAGGCGUCUCUUCACUGUCUCCCUGAGAAUCCUUGAUCUUCUCGGGUUUUUCUCUGCUGCUGAUCGCUGUGUCUGUGCUGGACGGCGUCCAGGCGGCGAGCCUCCUCACCCCUCGCCCUGCCCUGCCGCCGGGCCUCGUGGAUCUCCGGUCAGAGGAACGCCUCCUGGGUGGCUGUGACAGGGGGAAUUAGGCGAGAGAUGCGGGCCCACUUGCCCUGCCUGCGUAGGGGCUUAUCUCGGUCUAAGCUGAGGGACUAAUAGCAAAGCCUGCCUUCGCUCCAGCCGCUCUGAGGGCACAGGGAGCCAUCUGUCCACUCUGUGGAUCACUGAAAAACAAAGGGAGCAAACACCGAACUCGGACUUCAAACUAAAAGGCCAUUCAUCCCAAAGAUACCAGAACCAAAGAAGACGAGUAGGAAUUUCUCCCACUCCAAGAGUACUCACCACAAAGAUCCGAAAUCACUGAGGAUGUCCGACAAGGAAGAGAUGACCUUGGACGGCGGCCUGAACGUCACGCUAACGCUCAGGCUGCUGAUGCACGGAAAGGAAGUUGGCAGCAUCAUUGGAAAGAAAGGAGAAACGGUGAAGAAGAUGAGAGAAGAGAGCGGCGCUCGCAUCAACAUAUCAGAGGGUUCGUCUCCUGAGAGGAUAGUGACCAUCACUGGACCUACAGAGGGGAUCUUCAGAGCUUUCUCCAUGAUCGCUCAGAAGUUUGAAGAGGAUAUCACCGCAGCCAUGACAAACAGCAGCGUGACAAGCAAGCCACCUGUGACACUUCGUCUGGUUUUCCCAGGGAGCCAGUGUGGCUCGCUCAUCGGCAAAGGAGGCUCCAAGAUCAAAGAGAUCAGGGAGACCACAGGCGCUCAGGUUCAGGUGGCAGGAGACAUGCUGCCGGACUCCACAGAGAGGGCCGUCACAAUCUCCGGCACGCCACAGGCCAUCACUCAGUGUGUGAGGCACAUCUGCUCCGUCAUGCUGGAGUCUCCACCGAAAGGAGCAACCAUUCCUUACCGUCCCAAGGUCCUUCCUGCCGGCGCUCACGCUGUGUUGGCCCCGCAGCACUCUGCACAAGCGUUUGCAAUCCCAGGACAGUAUGCAUUUGCACAUCAAGAUUUGACCAAGCUUCACCAGUUGGCUAUGCAGCAUAUCCCCCUCCCUUCCCUUGGGCAGAGCAACCCUACCUUUCCUGGACUGGAUGCUUCUGCACCCACAAGCACACAGGAGCUGGCAAUACCUAAUGAUUUUAUUGGCUGCAUAAUUGGAAGACAAGGCAGCAAGAUCAAUGAGAUUCGCCAGGUCUCUGGAGCGCACAUCAAAAUUGCCAGCGCCACUGAUGGCUCAGCCAUGCGCCAAGUCACGAUCAGCGGCUCGCCGGCCAGCAUCGGCGUGGCCCAGUACCUCAUCAACGCCAGCUUAGAGAUGGCUAAAUACACCAUGCAGGUGGCGUCCUCUGCGACCCCCGUUGACCUCAACAUGAGCUUCUCUCAAACGGUCCCCACCGCCUCCACCUCCAUGGCCGUCCUGGCCGCCUCCGCCCCGACCCCCUCCGCCAUUAACCCCUCCACCCUGCCGGCCAUCCAGAGCCCCCACUACGCCCUGCCCGUCUCCAGCCUGCUGGGGAUGAAGACGCUGCCCGUCCUGACCGUCCAUCCGGCAGCAGCUUCCAGCCUAACUCAGGGUCUGACCCCGUAUACUGCAAAAAUGUCGACAUCUGGUGCAAAAAAGUCUGACCGGCAAAAGUUUUCUCCUUAUUGAUGCCGCCUCGUUCAAUCUGCAGGGCCAGUCAGAAGUUUACAUACACUUUGUUUUUUUUUUUAAAUAGUUGGGUUUUGCUCUUGUACACAAACCACAGAUGAUGUUUGGUUAAAUCCACCAACGACCUUCUGGCUUCAUUCAAUUAGCACAGAUAAACAUUUAAACUAAUGUCAAUUAAAUAUAAUCAGAUUAAUCACUUAUGCUUAACUUUGCAAACUUGAAACAUAAAUAUAUACACAGUUGUGGUUUUUGUAGGAACGUUGCUCCUCGUUCUGCUGCUAAAAUGUAAACAAUGAUCAGAUUUUUUACAUUUUUGCUUCAGAAAGCAGGUAAUGUGGUCCUUCAGUACUCAACAGCAACUAAAGGAACUUUUCUCCACAACAUGCAUACAAGUAGGAGCAACUUGUUCCUGAGACAAAGUCCAGUGUCUCUUGUGCUACUGUGUGUCUUGACAUUACUGGGUGAACUUUUGUAAUAAAUCUCCUUUUCAAAUAAAUAAUUUAAAUCUACAGCAGCGUAGUCGGGCCACUAUAGAUAGAAAAAAAUGAGUUAAUUUAUGCUAAAAAUUGUAGAAACUUUACGAUGUCCAAUUUUCUUGGAAAAUGUGGAAAUUCUCGUUUUUUUGAAAAGUAAAAAAAUUUUGAUGCUGAAGAAAAUGUAAAAAUUUUUCUAGAAAUUUUCUGAGAUUAAUCUAAAAUAGUCUGAAUUUCUUUGUAGCUAAUUUUUGAUAUUGUAAAUAUAUAUCAGAAAUGUUUGUUAUUUGUUGCUGAUUUCUGAAAUGAAUCUAAAAAUGACAUGUUUUUGCAGAAAUCUUCUCGCUUUUUAUUUUUCUGUCUACAGUGGUCCAGAUACGCAGUCGUAUAAAUCACUCAUGUCACCUUGAGUGUAUGUAAACUUCUGAGCAACCUUCUCCUCAGUACCUUCCUGAUAAGACUUUAUUAAAAGAUGGCAGAUAUUUUAAUAUUAACAUAUAGAAUUGAAAGCACAGAUGCUGAUAGAUAUUUUCCAGGAGUUCCUUUUGUUUUCCAUAAACCAGGAGGAUAUUAGAGUCAGACUGAAAUGACAGGAGUAUUAAAAAACAAGUCUUUGUUAAUUAAAAGAGUCGACUGAGGUCUACAAUAACAUCCUGAUGUCAUGUGAACAUGCAGAAUAAUUACAGUGGAUAAUAACUCAGGCUUUUAUUAGUAUCCCAGGGAAUAAAUGAGCUUUAAAAGGAGCACUUACUCCUGAAGAAGGAAUUUCCAUAAAGUGUGUUUCUAUCUGUGUAACUUUUUAAAACAUUAGAUUAGAUGUUAUCACCUAGGAUCAGAUGGUGCUUUGAAAGGCUGUGAACUGGUUUGUUUGUACAGUGAGUGUUUGUAUUGUUUUAAUGAAGAUCGGCCCCGUCCUGUGUCAUGCGUGUCUUUGUUCCACUGUGGGCUCUCAUCAGCGCUAACAGGCUCGGGAGUCCUGUAGUCUCGUUGCACCGUGGCCGGCUCUGAUGGGAUUAUCGUAAAGCCACAGUGGAUUCACAGCUGAAGUCUCUUCCCAGUAAUCCUGUGGAGCAGGACUGGCCUGAAACGCGUUUGCUGGUUCGGUGCGGCUUGUUGUUUGUUCUCCAGCGUGAAAACAAGGAGAACGCCUCAAAGAACUGAAGUCACAUCACUUGUUUUAAAUUAAUGUUUUAUUCAUCUUUCCGAUGCGGGCAUGCACUCAAACAACGGCGUAUUUGUACGAUUUGUAAAUAAAAUGACUUGGAAAUAAAUGGAACUUUUUAUGAACGCA
Messenger RNA from Poecilia reticulata (guppy), 3615 nucleotides. RefSeq names its product poly(rC)-binding protein 3. Gene Ontology annotation, molecular function: RNA binding. Lineage: Eukaryota; Metazoa; Chordata; Actinopteri; Cyprinodontiformes; Poeciliidae. The record is from RefSeq and is a predicted model, not a curated record.